UUAUAAAGCCAGGAAUAACAAUGCUUUUGUGAGUUUGUUCUGACCUGCAGUGGAGGAGAAGAAAAGGGAUAUUCCAUAUUUAAGGUGGAAAGGAAGUGUGCACACUUAGGACAUGAGGACAGGGACAGCUCUUGCAGUGUUGGUGCUGACACUUUUUUCAUCUGCUACAGCAAAGCCCAAAAGUCGCUUCACACGAUAUCCAUCAUGGAAUACGAAAAUGUAUCCGGUCUGGAAAGAUGAAGAUCCUCAGUACAAAUACUCUUGGAAAGGUGGCAAGGUGAAAUUCAUUGUGGGUAAUGACGCACCAACCCUGACUGGAGCCAAGGUAACCUUUACCAUCGAGCUGCAGUUCCCACACAACCAGAAGAUCAUGCCGGAUGGAGAGGUGGUGUGGGCUGAGAACUGCACUGUCAAUGGAACAAAUUACCAUCAGUCUGAGCCAGUGUAUCCUGCACAAAACAUGGAGUGGAAUGGUGUCUUUCCCGACGGAACACCCUUCAAGAAGGGCGGUGACAAGCCCCCUGCAUAUGUGUUUGUAUGGAAGAUAUGGGGUCAGUACUGGCAGGUGUCUGAUGGCCCAUCCUCCUCCCUCACCAUUGGGACAGACAAUGUCCCUCUGGGUUCCUACAUCGUGGACAUUGUCAUCUACCACUACCGUAGCCAUGAGAAGUUCAUCCCUCUGGGAUACGCCUCAACACAGUUCUCCAUCACUGAUCAAAUCCCCUUCGCAGUCUCGAUGACCCAAGUGAAUGACAUCAACGAGGCAGACCUGAGCUUCGUCCAGAACAGAGCCAUAGCCUUCACCAUCAGCCUCCACGACCCCAGCGAGUACAUGAGUGACGCCGACAUCACCUACAACUGGGACUUUGGUGACAGCAGCGGGGCUCUCAUCUCCAGAGAGCUGACUGUCACCCACACCUAUAUAGUGGCUGGUGGCUUCAAGCCCAAGGUGGUCGUACAGGCCUUUAUCCCUGAUAAAGCAUGUGCCACACCAGCUGGUGUCGACCCCACUGGUAAUGCUGUCACCAUCGGGCCCGCAGACCCGGCCGGCACAACAGUGAGAGCUCCUGCUGCUGAUGCGUCAGCUGCUCCAGUGAUGGUGGCCACACAGGAAGCUACAAUAAAUGUAGGCCCAUCAGCUCCCGCUGAGACUGACACAGAGGACAUGACUGAUGAGGGAGCCUCCACCGCUCAGGACACAAAGAUACCUUCUCCAGUUAACCCUGACACUCCAACUGUCCCUGCUGCCAUGGCAACAGCUUCCUCUGAGGAAGUAGAGCCAGCAGGACAGACCGCUACAGGCCAAGCUCCCGUGGUGAUAGUUGUUAAGCGUGAAGCCGGUGACAAACGCAAGGAUGAUGACUGUGUGAUCUAUCGCUAUGGGUCCUUCUGCACUGGCAUUGACAUUGUUGAGGGCAUUGAGAGUUUGAAGAUAGUGCAAGUGGACAAUGCUGUGAUCAAGACAGAUGAAUCUGAGGUUGAACGAAACGUGGUGGAUCUAACUGUCACCUGCCAAGGGAGCCUUCCCACAGAGGUGUGUAUGGGGGUGUCCAACGCGGACUGUUUUAUGCCCUUCCACACCAUGUGUAACACAGUGGCGCCCUCUUCUGAGUGCAAGCUGGUACUGCGUCACUUUUUCAAUGACUCCGGCAUCUUCUGUAUCAACGUGUCCAUGACCAACGAUGUCAGUCUGGCAAUCACCAGCGCCAAAGUUAGCGUGACUGUGGGUUCCAGUCUGUCCUCAGCGGGCACUGUAGCCAUAGCAAUGGGGGUCCUGAUCGUUGCUCUGGUCUCAGGAACCGUGGCCUACACUUACAAACGGUUCAAAGCCUACCUUCCUCUGAAGGAGGAGUCUGAGGUUGGCUCCGCCUCCCAGAGCGCUGAGAGCAGUCCUGGUUGGAGCUAUGGGCCUCUACUGUUCUGGAACCUUCUGAGUCGACAACGGGGCCUUGUAGAGAACAGCCCACUGCUCGAUGACAGGCUGGUGUGAAUGGACAAAAACCAAAUACACAAUACACAACAGCAUAGAAACAUCUUAUUUUCGCAUAUAGUCAUCCAAAAUGUUUUGCUUUUUCUUUUAUAGUUUUUUAUACAUUUAUUUUUUAACUGAAAGUUCAUGAAUGUGUAUAAUUUGGCUUAUUUCCCUCAAACAAUUUUUUUUCUAAGCGCAUAUGUGCAUCCUCAUAUUUUUAUACUGGAAGUUUUAUCAGUGAAUAAUAUUGGAAACAUUUGACAUUUGUAUGUCUUUUCCCCAUUAAAAUCCUCCCAAAAUUGUA
Molecule: messenger RNA, 2276 nt
Organism: Coregonus clupeaformis (lake whitefish)
Lineage: Eukaryota; Metazoa; Chordata; Actinopteri; Salmoniformes; Salmonidae
Product: melanocyte protein PMEL-like
Exons: 12
Coding region: 113-1990 (625 amino acids)
Biological process (GO): melanosome organization
Cellular component (GO): melanosome
Source: RefSeq, a predicted model, not a curated record